This is a messenger RNA of Penicillium brasilianum, 1806 nucleotides long. Lineage: Eukaryota; Fungi; Ascomycota; Eurotiomycetes; Eurotiales; Aspergillaceae. The record is from the annotation of a GenBank genome assembly.
AUGGCUCGAUUUUCUCCUCAACAAAGUCGUCCCGUCCACGCGACGCCUUUCCUCAACCACUCUACUACUCCUUCAGAUGCCAACUAUGACACUGCCAACCCUUCAUAUAUCCGCAAGUACCUGCGCACAUACGGCUUGACUCCUCCCCGUUCCGAGAGCUACGAGACCCAAAAGGCACGAUGCCUGGCUCAGCUGGGUCUGAAGAGCACCGAUAUCGACAAGUUCCAAUAUCUCAGCACUCUGCGCAAGAACAAUGUCCACCUCUUCUACCGUCUGGUCACCGACCACUUGAGGGAGCUUACUCCCUUGAUCUAUACCCCGGUCGUGGGCGAGGCCUGCCAACGGUGGUCUGAGAUCUACCAGCAGCCCGAGGGCAUGUACCUUAGCUGGGAAGAUCGGGGAAAUCUGGCCGCCGUGAUCGCCAAUUGGCCUCAGCCUAAUGUGGAGAUCACAUGCAUCACCGAUGGCUCCCGCAUCCUCGGACUGGGAGAUCUGGGCAUCAACGGCAUGGGUAUCCCCAUUGGCAAGCUCGCCCUUUACACGGCCUGUGCGGGUAUUCGUCCCGAGGCCACCCUGCCUCUGACUCUGGACCUGGGCACCAGCAACAAGACCCUCCGGGAAGACCCGUUGUACAUGGGUAGCCGUCGCGAUAAGAUCUCCGCCGAAGAGGAGCGGGAGUUCUUGGACGAGCUGAUGUCCGCUCUCACCGAGCGCUGGCCUGGUAUUGUCAUCCAAUUCGAGGACUUCAAGAAUCCAUUCCCCGCACUCGAGCGUUACCGGGACUCGUACACCUGCUUCAAUGACGACAUCCAGGGUACUGGCGCGGUGAUUCUCGGCGGCGUGAUGAACGCCGUCAAGCGCUCCGGCCUACCCUGCAAGGACCACCGCGCCGUGUUCCUCGGAGCCGGUUCGGCCGGUGUCGGUGUCGCCAAGCAGAUCGUCGAGUUCUUCAUGCGUGAGGGCAUGUCCGAGGAGGAUGCUCGCAACUGCUUCUACCUGGUCGACACCAAGGGUCUGGUCACUGCUGACCGUGGUGACAAGCUCGCCGACCACAAGGUGUACUUUGCUCGCCAGGACAACAAGGGCCAGCAGUUCAAGACUCUGGAGGAGGUCAUUGACCAUGUCCAGCCCACUAUCCUGAUGGGUCUGUCCACUCUGGGCGGUGUUUUCACCCCCGAGAUCCUCCGCAAGAUGGCCGACUGGAACACUGCCCCCAUCAUCUUCCCCCUGUCCAACCCUUCCUCCAAGUCCGAGUGUGACUACGAGAGCGCCGUCAAGCACACCGAUGGUCGUUGCCUUUUCGCCUCCGGCUCUCCUUUCCCCGCCAUGUCCUUCACCAACUCUGCCGGCGAGACCCGCACGUAUUACCCCGGCCAGGGUAACAACAUGUACGUCUUCCCCGGUAUCGGUCUGGGCAGCAUCCUGUCCAAGGCCGUCCGUGUCACCGACAGCAUGAUCUAUGCUUCGGGUGAGGCUCUCUCCGCCGCUCUGACUGCCGAGGAGAUCGAGCGUGGUCUUCUCUAUCCCGACAUCACUCGCAUCCGUGAGGUCAGCAUUGUCGUCACCCGCAAGGUGAUGCGUGCUGCCCAGGCCGACGGUGUCGACCGUGAGACUGCUCUCCGCAAGAUGAGCGACUCCGACCUGGACAACUACAUCAAGACCCGCAUGUACGACCCUCACACCGAGGUGCGCUCUCUCGAGCGCGAGGUCGGCCACCUGCUGUCCAGCCUGGGCAACCUGUCGCCCAUCCUGAACGGCUCCCCUACCGAGGAGAAGCCCAAUGGCUCGAAGCUGAUCCCCGUCUGA